AUGACACGCGCAGUAGCAGCCGGCUGGAGAUCUCUCCAGUCUGUUGCUCGUCAGUCGACUUGUUGCCAAGCACGGAGCAUCUCGACGAGAGCUCUCCGAUCCACCCAAGCUCGACCUGUCGCCAAUGCCAGCCAAAUACUCCGACAACAGUUUAGGCAGCCCCAAUUAACGCAAAAGAGGACAUACAAGACUGUCGAGGAAGCGAAGAGCCGAUAUUCCAUUGGUCCCUUUUCUUGGAAAGCCGGCAUUCUUUUUGUCAUUACGUGCGGCGGUCUAGUAUGGUACUUUGAGUUUGAGAAGCAGCGCAUGCAGCGCAAGCGUGUCGCAGAGGCCACCAAGGGAGCGGGCAAGCCCCUCGUCGGUGGGCCUUUUGAGCUCUUAGACCAGCACGGGAACAAGUUCACGCAUGAGGAUCUGAAGGGGCGGUAUUCUCUGGUAUACUUCGGCUUUACCCACUGCCCUGACAUCUGCCCCGAAGAGCUCGACAAGAUGGCCGAGAUGCUCGACAUCGUCUACGAGAACCGCCCCGAUUCCUUAAUCCCCGUCUUCGUCACCUGCGACCCUGCCCGCGACGGACCCAAGGAGCUCAAGGAAUAUCUUGUCGAGUUCCACCCCAAGAUCGUGGGAUUGACGGGCACCUACGACCAGAUCAAGAGCAUGUGCAAGGCCUACAGGGUAUACUUUAGCACGCCGCCGAACGUCAAGCCGGGCCAGGACUACUUGGUGGACCACAGCGUGUACUUUUACCUGAUGGAUCCCGAGGGCGACUUCGUUGAGGCGCUUGGCAGGCAGCAUUCGCCGGCGGCAGGGGCACAGGUUAUUCUUGACCACAUGAAGGACUGGAGGGGACAGAAGAAGUUCUAA
Molecule: messenger RNA, 864 nt
Organism: Scedosporium apiospermum
Lineage: Eukaryota; Fungi; Ascomycota; Sordariomycetes; Microascales; Microascaceae
Product: SCO2 protein
Exons: 3
Coding region: 1-864 (287 amino acids)
Biological process (GO): mitochondrial respiratory chain complex IV assembly; intracellular copper ion homeostasis
Cellular component (GO): mitochondrial inner membrane
Molecular function (GO): copper ion binding; copper chaperone activity
Source: RefSeq, a predicted model, not a curated record